Molecule: messenger RNA, 417 nt
Organism: Gryllus bimaculatus (two-spotted cricket)
Lineage: Eukaryota; Metazoa; Arthropoda; Insecta; Orthoptera; Gryllidae
Source: the annotation of a GenBank genome assembly
CAGUUGCUGGUGCUGGCCGACCUUCACCACCUGCUUCUAUCGGCAGUCUGCUGCUCUGUCGGGUUCAUUUCAUACGUAUCCUUCUUCACGGAGUCCAUCCAUCUUCUCUGGGGCGUAGCCCCUCUUCUUCCAGGUGAUUGCGGCACGCCGCUCGGAAUGGAGUCUGGCGCCAUCCCCGACGCCGCUAUCACCGCCAGCUCAGCCUACGUCAGCAACGUGGGGCCCCACUACGGCCGGCGAUAUCGGCAGCUCUCUUUCAACCCACCCCAAUGCGCGGCGAGAGGGACGGGUGGGCGACGCGGCCGCGAUCGCUUCGCCAGGCGGCGCGUGUCUCGAGUCAUCUGCUUCAUGGCAGCGUCACCCACCCACCUCGCUCGUCGCUUCAUCCAUGCAUUGGAGAGGCACAUUGAGAGAUAA